This is a messenger RNA of Nothoprocta perdicaria, 3565 nucleotides long. RefSeq names its product cation channel sperm associated auxiliary subunit beta (gene CATSPERB). The coding region runs from base 342 to 3548 and encodes 1068 amino acids. Lineage: Eukaryota; Metazoa; Chordata; Aves; Tinamiformes; Tinamidae. The transcript is spliced from 26 exons. Gene Ontology annotation, cellular component: CatSper complex; cilium. The record is from RefSeq and is a predicted model, not a curated record.
AGUUAGUUGAGAGGCAUAUUAGCACCAGAAUGAACUUCUGAAAAAAAAAAUAUUUUAAAAUCAAUGAACUCAGCCAAGCACUUUCUGUAUUGCCUCUGCUAAUUCUGGAGCUAAGUAUGUUUGAAUAGAAAUGUGUCUCCUUAACCUUUGUUUAAUCAGUUGGCCGAUUCUGCAGUGAUCCUAUGUUCUAUGUCUGCAAAAUGAGAUUUGCUGCUACAGCUUUACUGCAGGGUCAAGUAUGAUGAAAAAGUAAUUUAAGCUUCUCAUGCUUUUCUAACAAAGUGGAUGAAGAGAAAGCAAGGUUUAAAGCAAUCAAAUUGUACCUAAAUUCACAAAAUCUGAUGAUCAACUGUUAUUUAUAUAAUAUAGAGGGGGAAGAUAGUUUGGAAACAAGAAGGAAGCUUCUACUGAGGUAUAAUUCUGCAGGGCUUGCUCCCACCGUUGAGAUCUUCAACAGCACCUAUUCUCAGAUCUUCUACUUCAAACUGAUAAUGCAAGAUGAAGACCUUGAAAGUACUUGGAGCAUCGAUAUUCCCAGAGUAAACAUUACAUAUAAUACUGACAUUGCUCCAAUAGAGGAAUGGUUCCUAAAAUUCAGGAUGCAUCAUGGAUUAAAUAUGUUUCCCACUGAAGGAACGUUACUGGAUAUUCUCAGAGAACCAAUUCUUCAAUGGCAACUUGGUGAAAGAAUACCCGCUGAGCACCUGGAUGCUGUGCUGCCUCAUGUAAUAAAUAUCACGUUGUCGGCAUCUCCUUGUGCUAAUGAUGUGGCAGUUAUUGGUCUCAUCUGUAAUGCUACAGCUCCUGGUGUGUAUGUCGGUGUUACCUACGCUGGAUUCGCAUUUGACAAUACAACAUGGUUCAACAUGACGAGGAGCCUGUGUCAGAGCAAUGAUGAUGUGUGUGAUGGCCUCUCACUUCUGAAGAUAGUCUUAACGAAUCACCAUUUAGUGCUGCUUACCACAGUGGGCUUAUACAUCAGUGAAGAUCUAUGCUAUCCUACUGGAAAAAUCCUAACGUUCUAUAAUGUGACCUUUUGUGGCUUUGAAAUGCAUGAUUAUUUCAGCGCAAAUUUAUGGUAUAAUACUCAGUGUCUAGCCAACAGAGAAACCUAUGAAGAGGAUGUUAUUAGCGUCACAUUCAACAAAGAGAAGUCAUGGAGCCUGUUGUCAACCUGCUUUUACAGUUAUUCACCUUUCGUUUUUUGGUCAAAUUGCCUUCCUCUAAGGUCCUUUGGCAAAAAGAAAUUUUCCAAAAGACCGAUAGCAUUCCUCAUGGAUUACCAGCAGAAUACAGGAGUCAGUAUUUACAAGACUCAGAAAAGGGCAUUGGUUGCUGUUCAUAAGCUAACAAGACGCAGACUGAGUAAGAAAGUAAAAUUUCCAAUGUUUCAAUUUCCAAACAGUGGUUUUAUGCCAUAUGGAAUGUUCUUCCACCCAGAGACUCAUUUUCUCUAUGUUUAUGGAAAUGAGGUGUGGUUAUCCAGUGAUGGAGGCAACUCUUUCCACUUAUUAUUCAGUCUUGAAAAAGAACAUAUUGUUAAAACAAACACCUGUGUGUACACUCAUACAGUUGCAUUUGUGAGUGACAAAGGAAGCAUUUUCUUUAGUAAGGCAGGCUUGGAAACAUAUGCCAGGUCUGUGACUUCAACAAAAAAUGUUUUCAGUUUAUACUGUGACCACCUGGGAGAUCUGCAUCUAAUUAAUUUUAAUAGCUCAAAUAUGGAUAGACUGAGCAUAAGAAAGAUAGACGUUUUAACAUCAGCAGAGGAGUUAAACAAAUCAUUUGACAAUAUACUGGCCCCACAAUAUAUCACAGAACAGAAAAUUAUAUUUUUUGAGUAUAAACCAACCAAAAAAAAGAAGAGGCGGCCCAAGAGGUCACCUGUUCGUUUCCUGCAUAAAGGUCAAGUUAUACAAUACCGGCCAGUUGGAGCAGGUCUGAUAGUUGACGAAUUCCCUCUGGGAUAUUCUCCAUAUUAUUUGUCCGCUGUCAUCGUAAAUGUUCUUGAGAAAUUCCCCAUUGAAUCUGAAGAAAGCAGUCCCUGCAUAAAGCACACAUUGACUGUUACCAAUGGCUCAGGUGACUAUAACGUAACACUUCGCCUUUCACGUCCUGGUAACGAUGGAUUUAGAAUCACUGAUGUGGAGAAGACAGUGGUGAUUCCCGGGAGCAGCAGCUUCCUGAUCACGGCCAUUGUGGACAAUGAGACAGCGAAAGCAGAGCCCACCAUGCCUGAGAAGGUGCCCUUCGAUGUAGGCAUUCCAUCCAGCCAAUGGUUCAUGCACAACUUUGGUACUACAAAUGGAAAAAAAUGGGAGCUGAAGGUAGACACAUGCAGAUAUUCAGUACAACAGAACACUCAUACAGCAAGGAAUGUCAUUAAAUACUUGGAUCUGGACACAACCUACAAUUUCACAUUUAGAGUAAUUCCUCAAUAUUCAGCCUACCCAAUGUUUCAAAAGCGCCUGAUAAGCCUCUUCAUUGGCAAUCCGUCGCUGCUGGAAGUGACUACGAAAGAGUACUGGGAUGAAAUUGAUGGCUACAUCCUGCAGUUCUCUGUUCACAACAAAUUUAAUCAGCAAGGUAAAUCUUCAAUAGCUGUGGUUAUCCCGGAAGCAUCCUGUAUUUGUCAAACAUCAGCAUUUAUUAUAACACUGAAGACUGGCUGCUUGCAUGGGAAAUCAAUUCAUUACAUUUCUCCAGUUCCAGUGACUCCUGAACUUUGGCUGCAGAAAGCACCAAAGGAUGACAAUGGUUUUCCUAUCCUAAAGGAACUGCCGGUAAACUACAGACCUCCAUCUGUAUAUGGAAUAGGUAUUCCAAUCAGUGAUAACUUCUAUAAUGCAGACCCCAGCAAGCCAAGAAUGAGAAACUAUUUUACAGAUUCCAAAGUUUCUGGAUUUUAUAAGAAGUGUGCUAACAAGUCAUCUAGAGCUGAAUGCAACUGUACCUUGGCAGAGAAAAUGUCUUCACUUGAAAUUUUCUCAGACUGUACAGAGAAGGUUUUAAGAAUGAGGUAUCCAGUUACGAAGCUUCCAAUCCAUUUCAAACUUAAGUAUUCAAAUUCCAUUAAAAAUCUGACCUUUCCUUAUUUUGUCACAAUUAAGGAAGUCAACCAAAGGGAAAACUGGGAAGUGAGAGGUAUCAAUGAAACAUCAGGCAUAUUAAAAAUAAGAUUCCAUUUAACUAAAAAACUGAAGACUACCGUGUAUAGUCCAGAUUCUCUGAUCUUAAGCCUAUAUGGAUCUGAGCUUUUCCAUUUCAAGGUAUCAACUGUUCCUGGAGUUUCCCACUGUAACUUAUCUGAUGAAUUUCAGAUUUAUGUAGAUGAGGCUCCGCUGGCCUUUCCAGGAUCGUUUCUCAUAAGUGCAUUAACAGCUUUAUUCAUAGGAAGCAUUAUCUUUGUGGCGUUUCUUGUACAACUGUAUCAAGUAAACAUAUGGGAGGAAGUGAAACGUAAAUGUGGACGAUUCAACAAAGUGUCACCAUCAGAAAGUUCCAGUACUGCUGCUGCCACUUCGGCCUCUGUGGGGGAGCAGUCUUAAUUAGCUUAGUUAGGAUU